Messenger RNA from Arvicola amphibius (Eurasian water vole), 330 nucleotides. It is a transcript of the gene Smim17, whose product is annotated as small integral membrane protein 17. The coding region runs from base 1 to 330 and encodes 109 amino acids. The record is from RefSeq and is a predicted model, not a curated record. The transcript is spliced from 3 exons. NCBI's taxonomy places the organism in Eukaryota, Metazoa, Chordata, Mammalia, Rodentia, Cricetidae.
AUGCAGAGCCUCAGGACUGAGCAGACACAGGGACUGCUGCCCCGGGACAGCCGGGCCUGGGAGAAGACCUGCCACCCUACCUUCCCCAAGGACUGGGAGGCUGUGGAGGUCGGGGCCUUCAGCUGCGACAGCGACGAGAAAGAUCUGUCUUCCCAAGAGACUGGGCUGUCUCAGGAAUGGAGCUCGGUAGAAGAAGAUGAUGACUCUGAUGACUCCCAGGGCUUUAUGGAGUGGUCCAAAGCUCCACAGCAUACAACCAUCGUGUUGGUAGUAUGUGUGCUGUUCUUGUUCUUGGUUUUAACCGGGAUGCCCAUGAUGCUCCACAUUUAA